This is a messenger RNA of Plectropomus leopardus (leopard coralgrouper), 282 nucleotides long. The record is from RefSeq and is a predicted model, not a curated record. NCBI's taxonomy places the organism in Eukaryota, Metazoa, Chordata, Actinopteri, Perciformes, Serranidae.
GUUCCUCCUUCCUGUUUGUGAACACGUCGGGUCGAUACGGCGGUCAGCGCGCUCAGCUGCUGCUGCCGCCGCUCAAAGAGAACGACACGCACUGCGUCAGCUUCCUGUUCUACCAGGCGGGAGGUCGUGAGGGCGCAGCGCCCGCCACGCUCAACGUCUACGUCAAAGAGAACAACAGUCCUCUGGGAGUUCCCGUCUUUAACUCCUCAGGCCCCGCCUACCACAUCUGGAAAGGGGUGGAGCUCGCCGUUUCCACCUUCUGGCCCAACUACUACCAGGUAG